This is a messenger RNA of Penicillium soppii, 1587 nucleotides long. Its product is annotated as NAD(P)/FAD-dependent oxidoreductase. The record is from RefSeq and is a predicted model, not a curated record. Gene Ontology annotation, cellular component: cytoplasm. The transcript has 2 exons. Gene Ontology annotation, molecular function: oxidoreductase activity. The coding region runs from base 1 to 1587 and encodes 528 amino acids. Lineage: Eukaryota; Fungi; Ascomycota; Eurotiomycetes; Eurotiales; Aspergillaceae.
AUGGGGGCCAUUUUCUCUAGCAUCUACCGGGUCUACCUUGAUCUGAGCGCCGUCAUCUCCGAGCUCAGUCAAACUAAACACUCUUUUGAUUCGCUCCUUGCUCGUCUCUCCAUUGUCACACUUCCAGUCCCAAAUCCAUCCAAAUCGUAUUGGCAAGAAGAUCCGCCAUUUCCAAACUUAGUUGACGCCCAGUCUCCCGAUUUGCCAACUACAGCCGAUGUUGUCAUCAUUGGCUCCGGUAUUUCCAGCGCAAGUGUGGCAUAUUCAAUCCUCAACCAGUCGCACAAACGUGGGACUUCUCUGAAAAUUGUCGUUUUAGAAGCGCGAAAUCUUUGUAGUGGCGCAACUGGAAGAAAUGGUGGCCAUAUCAAAUGCUCGCCGUAUGUGGAAUAUGCGACACUCAAAGCGAGAUUUGGGGUGGAGCAUGCGAAGAAAAUACUCAAUUUUCAGCGUCGACAUUUGGCCGUUAUACUUGAUUUCGUGCAACAAAAUGAAGACCUGAAAAUUAGCGGGGCUCGAGAAGUACAGACUGUGGAUGUUUUUACCGACAAAACGAUGUGGAAUAAAGCGAUAAAAAUGGUGCAGGAGCUGAGACAGGAUGCCCCUGGCAUGGCUGAAGAUAUCGUGGUUCAUGACGGCACCGAAGCGUGUGAAGAACUUAAAAUCGACCCACAGCAUUGCUAUGGCAUCAUAACUUACAAGGCUGGAGCACUUUGGCCAUAUCGCUUCGUUACAGCUCUCUAUGCAUCGCUUCUCUCGACAUAUAGCGAUACCUUCUCCAUUGAGACCAACACUCCUGCAACUGAUAUCCAAGUCAAUCCAGAUAAUCCUAUGAGGCCAUUCACUGUUCAUACACCUCGUGGAGAGAUAACUGCAACCCAUAUUAUCCAUGCCACAGACGCAUUCGCAGCGAACCUUAUUCCUGGAUUGAAGGGCAAAAUAUUCCCCGUGCGAGGACACAUGACGGCGCAAGAGCCAGGAACUCUAUUUCCCAAGCUUGGCGGUGCUAGGUCAUGGAGCUUCGUCCACAAGCGCGGUUUCGACUAUAUCAGUCAACUUCCAGGAACGGGUGAGCUUAUGGCAGGCGGUGGCGUGGUUCAAUCACCAGAAAAGGGAUUGGAUGAAUUCGGCAUUUGGCGAGAUGACCGAAGCAGCUACGCUGUCCAGGCCUAUCUGGAUGGUCUCUUGCCCACGAUAUUUGGGGCGCACAACUGGGGGGCUGAUAACGGUGCCAGGGUGAAAAUGGCCUGGACUGGCUGUAUGGGAUUCACGCCGGACCUGCUGCCUUAUGUUGGCGUUCUGGACCAGAGAAUCACCCAACGAAAAGUCCGAACUUCGCGCUCGAGCAAAGAUGCAAAACCACCGGCAGAAUGGAUUUCAGCAGGCUUCCAGGGAGAGGGCAUGGUCCUAGCUUGGCUAUCUGGAGUCGCGGUUGGCUUGAUGUUAGUUGGAGAGGAGGACGAAGUCUUUGAACAGGCUCCGGGAAUACCAGGCGGUAAAAUUGCCGAGUGGCUGCCAGAAGAAUUUGUCUGCUCCAAGCGGAGGGUGGAUCGUCUAAAUGCGUCUGAUCUUGCGACUCUUCUCUAG